Messenger RNA from Trifolium pratense (red clover), 1247 nucleotides. RefSeq names its product putative methyltransferase DDB_G0268948. NCBI's taxonomy places the organism in Eukaryota, Viridiplantae, Streptophyta, Magnoliopsida, Fabales, Fabaceae. The transcript is spliced from 2 exons. Bases 238 to 1029 code for a protein of 263 amino acids. Gene Ontology annotation, molecular function: S-adenosylmethionine-dependent methyltransferase activity. The record is from RefSeq and is a predicted model, not a curated record.
GAAAUCGACUGAUGCCGACCUCCAUUUUAUUGUGGAGGGACCAAACAAAGGAUGUAAUGUAACCUGAAAAAAGAGAAUAAUUGAAACGAAAUCGAAAUUGGUAUUGUCCACCCAAACUGAACUGAAAUGUCAAGUCAAUUAUUGAAUAGAAAAAAUAAAAUCGAAUUCAUCCGAUAGUAUUAGAUUUAUAAAUAGUGCAGUGCAGCGUGGUGAUUAGAGAAAUCAUCAAAGAGAGAGAUGGCAGAACUUUUUGUGAAACAGGGAAAGGAAUACGCAGAUGCAAGACCAAGUUAUCCACCACAACUCUUUCAAUUCAUAGCUUCAAAAACUCCCUCUCAUAAUCUCGUUUGGGAUGUUGCUACUGGAAGUGGCCAAGCCGCCAAAUCUUUAGCUGCACUAUACAAGAAUGUCAUAGCCACAGAUGUUAGUGAGAAACAACUUGAAUUUGCAACAAAGCUCCCCAAUGUGCAAUACAAACACACUCCUUCAACAAUGUCCAUUCCUGAGGUUGAACAAAUUGUAACACCACAAGGAACCAUAGACCUAGUGACUAUUGCUCAAGGCCUUCAUUGGUUCAACCUCCCAAAUUUCUAUGAACAAGUUAAAUAUGUACUCAAAAAACCACAUGGAGUCAUUGCUGCUUGGUGUUAUUUUUUGCCAAGAAUUAGCAAUGAAGUAGAUGUUGUCUUUGAUCAAUUCUAUUAUACUGAUUCAAAGCCUUAUUGGGAUUCAGCGCGUAAAUUGGUCGAGGAAAAUUAUAGAAGCAUUGAUUUCCCAUUUGAGGUUGUGGAUGGAGUUGAUCAUACCGGACCAUUUGAGUUUGUUACAGAAACAUUGAUGAGUUUUGAUGGUUUGUUAACUUAUGUAAGAUCAUGGUCAGCUUAUCAGACAGCAAAGGAAAAAGGUGUUGAGCUUCUUAGUGAGGAUGUUGUUGAGAAAUUUAAGGUUGCUUGGGGUGAAGAUCAUGGCUACAAAACUGCCAAGUUUCCAAUUUAUCUGAGAAUUGGAAGAGUUCAUAUUAUUGACUAGAUACAUUAGAUUUUUAAUAAAUCUAAAAGUAAAGUUUCUCUUAUAUUAAAGACCGGCGGAGUAUUUUGAAGGUGCAACAUCAAAAUAAUAACGGAACAAUUAGGCUCUAGUGCUGCAUUUGUUCUGUUGUUCAUGUUUAUUUAUACUAGUUAGAAAUAAAAUCUCAUGAUUGUUUGCUUAUAUGAUUUUCAGCUAAUAGAAUCUUGUGAUGAACGCUA